AUGGUGCUGCUGGCCGGGCCCGGGCCGGAGGGCGGCGGGGCGCGCUGCGUGUCCCCGCAGCCGCUGACCCCACCUCGGGGCACGGAGGCCGACGAGGACCUAGGGGAGUAUGAGGAGUACGAGGACUUCUCCAGCCUGCCGGACACCCGCAGCAUCGCCUCGGACGACUCCUUCUACCCUCCGGGGGGCGAGGAGGAGUUCGGCGCCCCAAGCGCGGACAGCGUCCCGGAGGGCGUCCCGGAGGGCGUCCCGGAGACGGCGACCAUCCUGCGCGCCGCCUGCGCCAACGACGUGGGGCUGCUGCGGGCGCUGGUGCGGCGGGGGCCGUGCGUGGACGAGGUGCAGGAGACGGACCGCAACGGCCGGACCGGCCUUAUUGUCGCCUGCUAUCACGGCUUUGUGGACGCCGUGGUGGCCUUCGCCGAGUGCCCCCACGUUGACGUCAACUGGCAGGACAAUGAGGGGAACACGGCGCUGAUCACGGCCGCCCAGGCAGGGCACGCCACCAUCACCAGCUACCUGCUGAACUACUUCCCGGGCCUCGACCUGGAGAGGAGGAACGUGUUCGGCUUCACGGCCCUGAUGAAAGCUGCCAUGCAGGGCCGCACAGACUGCAUCCGCGCCCUGAUGCUCGCAGGAGCGGAUGUGCACGCGAAGGACCCCCGCCGCGGGAUGUCGCCCCAGGAGUGGGCCGCUUACACAGGCCGGGCCGAGGCCGUGCGUCUCAUGCGUAGGCUGCUGGAGCGCCCCUGCCCGGAGCAGUUUGGGGAAUCCUACAAGCCCGAGCUGCCGCUGCCACCCCUGGGAGCCCCGAAGCCGGCGGGCUCCAAAAGCUGCUUGCAGAGGCUCGCCGAGUGCCUGCGGUUCUCGCUGACUUCCCGCUCUGCCCCGGGCCUGGAGGACGGAGGGGUCCUCGACCACAUGGUGAGGAUGACCACGAGCCUCUACAGCCCCGCUGUGGCCAUCGUCUGCCAGACCGUGUGCCCCGAGGACCCCCCGUGCGUGGGGAAACGGCGGCUGGCCGUGCAGGAAAUCCUGGCGGCACAGGGGGCCCAGGCCACCGAUGGCCCCGAGAGGAGCCCACAGCCGCCGCUCCAGACCUCACAGGCCACGGGCGACUCGCAGGAAGGGGCCAGCCUGCGGCGAGCCAGCCACGCCGUCCCCCGCAAGGCCAGCCUGCUGCAGCUCCUGCGGCGUAGCAGCGUGCGGCCCGGCGUCGUGGUGCCCCGGGUGCGCAUCAGCAAGGCGCCCGCGCCCACCUUCCAGCCCGAGCGGGCAGCGGGCAAGGGCAGCACCAAGGACAGCGCCCACCUGCAGAUCCCCAAGUGGCGGUACAAGGAGGCCAAGGAGGAGAGGAAGAGGGCGGAGGAGGCGGAGAAGCAGCGCCAGGCAGAGGCACAGAAGGAGAGGCGGGCGCCGCGCUGGAGGAAAAGGACGUGA
Molecule: messenger RNA, 1440 nt
Organism: Lepus europaeus (European hare)
Lineage: Eukaryota; Metazoa; Chordata; Mammalia; Lagomorpha; Leporidae
Gene: ANKRD33B
Product: ankyrin repeat domain 33B
Exons: 4
Coding region: 1-1440 (479 amino acids)
Molecular function (GO): protein binding
Source: RefSeq, a predicted model, not a curated record